GUAUUGCGACAGAUAACGACCGAUUUACGGCAACGUGUAGGAUUCUGGAAACAUUUGACGGAGAUUCGCAUCUUAAAAAUUCAAUCAUGAAUAUUCGAUGCGCACAGCCGGAGGACCUGAUGAACAUGCAGCAUUGUAACCUGCUAUGUUUACCAGAAAACUACCAGAUGAAGUACUACUUCUAUCACGGACUCUCCUGGCCACAGCUGUCAUAUGUAGCAGAGGAUGAAGGGGGUAAAAUUGUUGGAUAUGUUCUGGCAAAGAUUGACAGGGAGGAGGACCCGGAAGACUCCGUACCACAUGGGCACAUCACUUCCUUGGCAGUGAAGCGGUCACACAGACGACUAGGGCUGGCUAAGAAAUUGAUGGACCAGGCUUCUCGAGCCAUGGUAGAAUGUUUUGAUGCCCAGUAUGUCUCGCUACAUGUGAGGAAAAGCAACAGAGCAGCCCUACACCUUUAUACAAACACACUGGGUUUCUCAAUCAGUGAAAUAGAACCCAAGUAUUACGCUGAUGGGGAAGAUGCUUAUGCUAUGAGGAAAGAUCUGUACGAGAUAAAAGAAAAGCAUGGACUCCGACAGCUACAGCCAGAAAGCAUUACAGCAUCCUGAAGAUCCAGCUUCCUUGAUAGCAACUCGGGCAAAUGCUUCGAUUUCAUGAGAGUUAUUUUAGAAAACCAACAUCAAGUGCAUAUGCUUGCUGAAGACAAUGUGACAGAACUGGUCUAAAGUUUGGAAUUCCAGGAGUGUGGAAUGUGAACCAUAGAUGAGUUAAUCCCCUUCACAUUGACUGAUGAUGGUGUGUUGAUCUAGAAAGAGCAAGCUUUCAAGGGAGAUAUAAAGAGAGCAAGAGAGAGAAGUAGAGAGCAAGGGAGAGAUAGAGAGACAGAGGUAGCCAGCAUUGAACGAUACUUUUUAUAUAGAAAAUGUGUGAAGAAUGUGAAGCUUGAUCUUUUCAGACAUCAGAAGUCGGACAUUGAAAAUAGUGUAAAUGAGUUUUAUCUAUUUUGGCAUAAUUUGUUAAAGCCAUAUCAAAUACAUGUCUAUUUGAACAUUGUAUAAUUAACUCCAU
Mizuhopecten yessoensis (Yesso scallop) is the source of this 1071-nucleotide messenger RNA. Its product is annotated as N-alpha-acetyltransferase 10-like. Gene Ontology annotation, molecular function: protein N-terminal-serine acetyltransferase activity; protein-N-terminal-glutamate acetyltransferase activity. Lineage: Eukaryota; Metazoa; Mollusca; Bivalvia; Pectinida; Pectinidae. Gene Ontology annotation, cellular component: NatA complex. The record is from RefSeq and is a predicted model, not a curated record. Bases 87 to 611 code for a protein of 174 amino acids. Gene Ontology annotation, biological process: N-terminal peptidyl-glutamic acid acetylation. The transcript is spliced from 7 exons.